UUGGCGGCAUUCUUUCCGUUCCUAUUCUGUGUUGUUUUGAUCUUGUGAGCGCCUUGAAGGAUGUUUUGUGGCAACUGCGACGUCGCUUCACGUCAUUUUCUGUUACCAUGACCUGCUGCGCGUUUGGAUGCCAAUAUAGUUUUAGCAAAGGCAAGAAUAUGUUCGCGAUACCGUCCGGUAAGCGCAACGGGUUAAGAAGAAAGACGGCUUCACCGAAUCGGGAGGGAGAACUUCCGACCAACUUCCUCCGCGCGACUAUGCGAUCAUUGAAGCACUCCAGCAGUCCAGCAAAUGCAGAUGGUGCAGUUUCAUGAAGGAUACCGCUACUGCUGUAACUCCUGUGUCUGGAUGGAUACACUGUGAUUUGAAGUGCUCACCAGGAUCCACGCAGGCCAUGUGUUUGAAUUCCAUUUGUGCCCUCGGAGCUUCUCGCAAACCUUCAAGCUGAAGCAACACCUGCACACUAACACAGCCAAAAGGCCAUUUCAGUGCCCUUCACGCUCUCAGAGCUUCUCACAAAAAGUUAUUCUAAAGCAACGCCUGUGCAUCCACAGAGGUGAGAUGCGAUUUCAUUGCCAUUUAUGCGCUAGGAGCUUCACGGUGAAGUCUACAUUGAGGGAACACCUGCGCAUUCACACAGGAGAGAAGUCAUUUCAGUGCCCUUCGUCUCCUCGAAGAUUCCCACGAAAGAGUAAUCUCGAUCGACACCUGUGCACCCACACAGGUGAGAAGCCAUUUCAAUGCCCAUCAUGCCCUCAGAGCUUCUCACAGAAAAGUAAUCUGAACCAGCAUCUGUGCACCCACACAGGCGAGAAGCCAUUUCAAUGCCCUUCGUGCCCUCAGAGCUUCUCACGAAAGAGUCAUCUGAAUCAGCACCUUUGCACCCACACAGGCGAGCGGCCAUUUCAAUGCCCUGCAUGCCCUCGGAGCUUCUCACAGAAAAAUACUCUGAACCAACACCUGUACACCCAUACAGGCGAGAAGCCAUUUCAAUGCCCUUUGUGCCCUCAGAGCUUCUCACGAAAGAGUACUCUGAACCAGCAUCUCUGCAUCCACACAGGCGAGAGGCCAUUUCAAUGCCCUGCAUGCCCUCAGAGCUUCUCACAGAAAAAUACUCUGAACCAACACUUGCACACCCAUACAGGCGAGAAGCCAUUUCAGUGCCCAUCGUGCCCUCGGAGCUUCUCACGAAAGAGUAAUCUCAAUCGACACCUGCACACCCAUACAGGCGAGAAGCCAUUUCAGUGCCCAUCGUGCCCUCGGAGCUUCUCACGAAAGAGUAAUCUCAAUCGACACCUGUGCACCCACACAUGUGAGAAGCUAUUUCAAUGCCCUGCGUGCCCUCAGAGCUUCUCACAGAAAAGUAAUCUGAACCAGCAUCUGUGCACCCACACAGGUGAGAAGCCAUUUCAAUGCCCUUCAUGCCCUCAGAGCUUCUCACGAAAGAGUCAUCUAAACCAGCACCUGCGCAAACACACAGGCGAGAAGCCAUUUCAUUGCCCUGUGUGCCCUCAGAGCUUCUCACAAAAGACUCACCUGAACCAGCACCUGUGCACCCACACAGGUGACAAGCCAUUUCAAUGCCCUUCGUGCCCUCAAAGAUUCCCACAAAAGAGAAAUCUCAAUCGACACCUGCGCACCCACACAGGUGAGAAGCCAUUUCAGUGCCCAUCAUGCCCUCGGAGCUUCUCCGUGAAAAAUACUCUGAACCGACACCUGUGUACCCAUACAGGCGAGAAGCCAUUUCAGUGCCCUUUGUGCCCUCGGAGCUUCUCACAGAAAAAUACUCUGAACCAACACCUGCACACUCAUACAGGCAAGAAGCCAUUUCAGUGCCCUUCGUGCCCUCAGAGCUUCUCACGAAAGAGUCAACUGAAUCAGCACCUUUGCACCCACACAGGCGAGAGGCCAUUUCAGUGCCCUGCGUGCCCUCAGAGCUUCUCUCAGAAAAGUACCCUGAACCAACACCUGCACACUCAUACAGGCGAGAAGCCAUUUCAGUGCCCUUCGUGCCCUCAGAGCUUCUCACGAAAGAGUAAUCUCAAUCGACACCUGUGCACCCACACAGGUGAGAAGCUAUUUCAAUGCCCUGCGUGCCCUCAGAGCUUCUCACAGAAAAGUACUCUGAACCAACACCUGCACACUCAUACAGGCGAGAAGCCAUUUCAGUGCCCUUCGUGCCCUCAGAGCUUCUCACGAAAGAGUAAUCUCAAUCGACACCUGUGCACCCACACAGGUGAGAAGCUAUUUCAAUGCCCAUCGUGCCCUCAGAGAUUCUCACAGAAGAAUGCUCUGAACCAACACCUGUGCACCCACACUGGAGAGAAGCCAUUUCAGUGCCCUUUAUGCCCUCAAAGCUUCUCACAAAAAUCGACAUGGAAAGUUCACCUGCGCUUCCACUAAUGUGAGAGGCUGUUUCAGAGCCAUUCAUGUCCCGAGAACUGAAGUUGCAUUAAACCAACAGACAUCCACACAGGCGGGUGGCCAUUUCAGUGCCCUGCACGCCUUCAGCAAUCCUCAAGUCUUUACUGAAGGACCACAUGUGCACCCACUCAACGAGAGGCCAUGUCAGUGCUCUUCAUGUACUCGGAUUUACUCAUGGGAGAUCGCACUGAACGUCACUUCCACUAAUGUGAGAGGCUGUUUCAGGGUCCUUCAUGUCCUGAGAACUUGUGGAAGUCUGCACUGUACCGACACCCGCUCGUCCACACAAAGUCCGUAUCACCUGUGUAUCCACUCAGGGAGACGCCAUGUCAGGGCUCUUCAUGUCCUCAGAGUUACUUGCAGAAGUUCGCACUGAACUGACAUAUGCACAACCCACAUAAGUGAGAGGCCGUUUCAGUGCCAUUUCUACUGUCAAACCUUUGGACAUAAAAGCCACCUCAAUAGGCACCUUGCCACCACAAGUGCACCUGACACAUGCGGUGCAGCAGCGCCGAGUUGUGUGUACUCCUCAUUGUUCCUUUUGCUUUUCAUGUUUUCCUCAGUUUUUUCAUGGAAGCUCAGCAUAUGUGUAGGCCUGUAGCUCUAUACUAGAAGGAAACAUUGUAAGUGUUCACUUUUCGUUAUGAUGUUUAAGCUCUUUGUUGCAGACAAGCACUUCUUUCUGCAUUGAGGCGUUUAACUGCUCUUUAUUAAAUCAGUAGUGCGAGUUCGUUUCAGCGCACUAAAUAAAAUUUGGGAUUGGGUUGUUAAUGAUUGAUAUUGCAAUACUUGCAUUAAUAGCACGUAAUGCUUCAAUUCAUUUGCAUUUGUGCUGAACCCUUCAAGAGAAUUUGAGUGGCUAUUUACUAUUUCUGUGUAAUGCAGUUAAAACAACCUUUUCUCAGGAAUUGAAAUUAUGCAGUUAUGUGCUUUUGUGAUUCCUACUAUGAUUCAGCUGGUUUCAGUGAUACUAAAUGCACUGGUAUGAUUUUUUUUUUUUGCUCGUAAGGAUCUGUGCAGACAUUGAGACCCUUGAAAAUUUCUUCAUAAUAAAGCAUUCCCCUGGA
Dermacentor albipictus is the source of this 3491-nucleotide messenger RNA. RefSeq names its product zinc finger protein 26-like. Gene Ontology annotation, biological process: DNA repair; regulation of transcription by RNA polymerase II. NCBI's taxonomy places the organism in Eukaryota, Metazoa, Arthropoda, Arachnida, Ixodida, Ixodidae. The record is from RefSeq and is a predicted model, not a curated record. Gene Ontology annotation, cellular component: nucleus. Gene Ontology annotation, molecular function: RNA polymerase II transcription regulatory region sequence-specific DNA binding; DNA-binding transcription factor activity, RNA polymerase II-specific.